Molecule: messenger RNA, 630 nt
Organism: Aspergillus alliaceus
Lineage: Eukaryota; Fungi; Ascomycota; Eurotiomycetes; Eurotiales; Aspergillaceae
Product: alpha/beta fold hydrolase
Exons: 1
Coding region: 1-630 (209 amino acids)
Molecular function (GO): hydrolase activity
Source: RefSeq, a predicted model, not a curated record
AUGACGGAAUUCUCGAAGAAAUAUUGUGUUGUAUGCCCAACAUUGCGGGGAUUCCCCCCGAGCGACGUGCUGGAUGACGUGGACGCCUAUGAUUUGUCACAUAUCGUCAGUGACCUGGUUGCAAUCAUCGGCCACUUCAAGGCUGAAAAGGCCAUCAUUGGAGAUCAUGAUUUUGGCAGAGCAGCAAUCCAGAUGCUGGCAAUGAUGGCACCAGGCCGUAUUGCUGGGUUGAUCCUUCUCAACACGCCUAUUCUGCCAAACUUCUAUGAUCUCGUGAAUUUCGACGAAGAGCAGCAGAAAAUGUCGGAGUAUACAAUAAAAUUCAUCCAGUAUCAACCAGGUGAUGAAAAGGAUGAGGCCGAUGUCGUGAAAUUCAUAAGAGAUCCUGCGCGUCGGCAAGAAAUACAGGAGUAUAUGCACAGCUCUCCAAUGCAUGAAAUGUUCGCUCACUACAAAAAGAACUACCCCGGUCUUCCGUAUGGUCGAAAGGUUGAUACCUCCCACAUGCGUUACCAAGUUCCGACACUUAUAGUCUGGGGGGUUGAAGACGAAUACUUCUCCCCCAGGUUUCUUGAUCGAAUCCCACAGCUUUUCUUGCCCCGACCCGACUCGUUACGUUGCCUGGAAUAG